ACGCAGUGCUCCCAGGGAGGGCGUUUUGCCAGUGGUUCUGCCCUACGGUGACGCUAGAGUCCGGCAAGCGGGAGGUGAGGAGUCCGGUGCUGUUUUGGAGCGCUUUAAAACAAAAUAACGUCUGCUAAAGCACGGUGUGCUGUAAGGAGCCUGAUCUGGUCCUACGACUGCCCAACACAACUGGCCAACCUAGAUCCCUCCAUGCAUUAACCUUCUACAGACCAGAGGCUAGCUAGGGCACAACAACACGGAGUGUGAUCCACUCCACACUACUUAGUGUACAUCUGUAUGUGUGUUUGAGAGGGAGAUACUGAGUACCUGCGUGUGAGAGCACCGUACCCGCGUGUGUGAGCACCGUACCCGUGUGUGUGAGCACCGUACCCGUGUGUGUGAGCACCGUACCCGUGUGUGUGAGCACCGUACCCGUGUGUGUGAGCACCGUACCCGUGUGUGUGAGCACCGUACCCGUGUGUGUGUGAGAGCACCGUACCCGUGUGUGUGUGUGUGAGCACCGUACCCGUGUGUGUGUGUGUGAGCACCGUACCCGUGUGUGUGUGUGAGCACCGUACCCGUGUGUGUGUGUGAGCACCGUACCCGUGUGUGUGUGUGAGCACCGUACCCGUGUGUGUGUGUGAGCACCGUACCCGUGUGUGUGUGUGUGAGCACCGUACCCGUGUGUGUGUGAGAGCACCGUACCCGUGUGUGUGUGAGAGCACCGUACCCGUGUGUGUGUGAGAGCACCGUACCCGUGUGUGUGUGUGAGAGCACCGUACCCGUGUGUGUGUGUGUGUGUGAGCACCGUACCCGUGUGUGUGUGUGUGUGAGCACCGUACCCGUGUGUGUGUGUGUGAGCACCGUACCCGUGUGUGUGUGUGUGAGCACCGUACCCGUGUGUGUGUGUGAGCACCGUACCCGUGUGUGUGUGAGCACCGUACCCGUGUGUGUGUGAGCACCGUACCCGUGUGUGUGAGAGCACCGUACCCGUGUAUUAGCGUGUACACCUAUAUUUGAGGAUAUUCUCCACAAAGGCCCCGCCCUUCCCUACGUCGUCAUCAAGAUGAACGUGACGUCACUCUUCUCCUUCACCAGCCCAGCGGUGAAGAGGCUGUUGGGAUGGAAACAGGGGGAUGAGGAGGAGAAGUGGGCAGAGAAGGCUGUGGACGCCCUGGUGAAGAAACUGAAGAAGAGGAAGGGCGCGAUGGAGGAGCUGGAGAAGGCCCUCAGCUGCCCCGGACAGCCUAGCAAGUGUGUGACCAUUCCUCGGUCGUUGGACGGUCGUCUCCAGGUAUCCCAUCGUAAAGGUCUUCCCCACGUCAUCUACUGCAGAGUGUGGAGGUGGCCCGACCUACAGUCUCAUCACGAACUCAAGGCCUUGGAUAGCUGCCAAUUCCCCUUCACAGCCAAACAUAAAGAUGUCUGUAUCAACCCCUACCACUACAAGAGAGUGGACAGUCCUAUGCUGCCCCCUGUCCUGGUCCCUAGGAACAACGAUCUCACAGCGAGGCCGGGGAUGCAGCCCCGUUACCAUGGUGCCAUCGACCAGAAUGAGCCUCUCAUGCCCCACAACGCCACUUUCCCAGAAUCCUUCCCUCCAGGCGGGGGUGGCAACGGAGGGUUGGCGUUCCCUUGUUCCCCUGGCAACAGCUUCCCCAGUUCGCCGGGCAGUGGGUCCAGCAGUAUCUCCGCGUUCCCCCACUCUCCACUUAGCUCCGACCCAGACAGCCCCUUCCACGUCCCGGCUGACACCCCGCCCCCAGCCUACAUGCCUUCAGAUGAUUGUCAGACUCAGGACUGCUCCCAGCCAAUGGAAACCAACCUCCUCGCCAUGCCAACCGGCCUGGAUACCAACAACAGGCCAGAUGUCCAGCCGGUAGCCUACGAGGAACCGAAACACUGGUGUUCUAUAGUGUACUAUGAGCUGAAUAACCGCGUGGGCGAGGCGUACCUGGCGUCAGACUCCAGUGUUCUGGUCGACGGCUUCACCGACCCGUCCAAUAACCGUAACCGCUUCUGCCUCGGCCUGCUGUCUAACGUGAACCGCAACUCCACCAUAGAGAACACGCGCAGGCACAUCGGCAAAGGUGUCCAUCUCUACUAUGUAGGAGGUGAGGUCUAUGCAGAGUGUCUGAGUGACACCAGUAUCUUCGUUCAGAGCCCUAACUGUAACUAUCACCAUGGUUUCCACCCCACCACGGUGUGUAAGAUCCCUAGUGGCUGCAGUCUGAAGAUCUUUAACAACCAGGAAUUUGCCCAGCUACUGGCCCAGUCAGUGAACCAUGGCUUUGAGGCUGUUUACGAGCUCACCAAGAUGUGUACCAUACGCAUGAGCUUCGUCAAGGGUUGGGGUGCAGAGUACCAUCGCCAGGACGUGACCAGCACCCCCUGCUGGAUAGAGGUGCACCUGCAUGGCCCUCUACAGUGGCUGGACAAAGUCCUCACACAGAUGGGCUCUCCCCAUAACCCCAUAUCCUCCGUGUCCUAACACACACACACACACACACACACACACACACACACACACACACACACACACACACACACACACACACACACACACACACACACACAGAUGGGCUCUCCCCAUAACCCCAUAUCUUCCGUGUCCUAACACACACACACACACACAGAGCCUCUCGACGUUGUAAGACAUGUCCGAGGGAGAGGGAGAGGCUGGAGAUCUAUUGUUACGCUGCCUCUGGAGGUUAUCUGGACUGCGGAGUGUAGCGAGCAGACAGAGGGAGAGAGAGAGACGCCAAAGGGCAUCUCCGCUACAGCCAAGACUAGCUUGUAGCAACCACAAUGUUAUUCAUCAUCCCAUAUUACCAUACCUGUCUUGACUGGAGUAGCCUAGAGAGGCUAGCCUGCUAUGGAUAGCUAAGCUAAUUGAGGCCACAUGCUGCGAUUUCUCCCCAACCCCAUUCAGAUGAGAGAACAUCAGCCCAUCUGUUGGUUACUCCAACCCCAUUUUGCUAACUUUUGAGUUCCCAUAUGUUAUUCCAUCUUACAUUAGUGAACUCACUCCACUUGUGUCACAUUGAGCCUCUUUGAUUGGCCAACAUAACAACACGCUACACAGUAAAGGCUACCGGUCUUUUUACGGGACCACGUUAUAAAAACUUUCUAGACCAAGUUUGUUUUAUUACAUGAAUAAUCUGACAUUUCAUGGUAUAUCCUUGUAUGUAACAAUGUCACAUGGAUCAUUUAAUUUACCAUUACCAAGCUGGACAAUCAGGACUGAGGGAUUAUCUGGCCGCAAUCGGGAACGAGACAUCUGUGAUCGGCUAGCUCUGCCUAGCCUCAAUCGGGACCGAGACAUCUGUGAUCGGCUAGCUCUGCCUAGCCUCAAUCAGGACCUAGACAUCAUCUGUGAUUGGCUAGCACUGCCUGGCCAGCCAGGACAAUCGUGGAAUCUUUUCUCAAUUGGAUUUUCUCAACUCCUAUGUCCUCUCCCCUCCUUUGUAAAAGGACAAAGGGGUAAUCAAGAGGCGUCGAGAAGAGGGAACAUGAGACGAAAAAUGCGCUUGUAUGAAAUGAGACUCCUAGUCCACUCGCAUGUCAUCAGGCAAAUGACUUGGAUCCCAAUUUAAAAAUAUGUAAAGUGAUCAGAACAAUUGAUGUUAAUUAUGCAGUACAUGUUCUAGAUAAAAUUAUAAGUAGUAUAUUGUUUUUAAACAGAUGCAUGUUUUUACUCCUGUGACAAAACAACAGCUGAUUCAAAGGGAGGGGGGGGUGUUGAUUUCAAAACUAUUCUGUGAAGGACUUAGGUAGGACACACAUGACUAUCCUGGAUGAUAGAUAGGUGGCUAUCGAGUGGAGGGACAGUGUUCCGUUCGCCUGCUAACGGAUUGACAUCUCCUUGACUACCUGUUGGUUUCUGGGUCGCGGAGGAGAGAGGGUGGAGGAUGGACUUUUACCCAAAAUGAGAAAAGGCCCUUACCAGCGCUUUUGCCUUACCCACCUUUAUAUUCAGGCUAUGUCCCAAAUGGAACGCUGUUCCCUUUUAUAGUGCACUACUUUAACCCCAUGGACCCUAACCCCAUGGACCCUAACCCCAUGGACCCUAACCCCCAUGGACCCUAACCCCAUGGACCCUACCCCCAUGGACCCAUGGACCCUACCCCCAUGGACCCUAACCCAAUGGACCCUACCCCCAUGGACCCUACCCCCAUGGACCCUACCCCCAUGGACCCUAACCCCAUGGACCUAUGGACCCUACCCCCAUGGACCCUAACCCCAUGGACCCUAACCCCAUGGACCCUAACCCCAUGGACCUAUGGACCCUACCCCCAUGGACCCUAACCCCAUGGACCCUAACCCCAUGGACCCUAACCCCAUGGACCUAUGGACCCUAACCCCAUGGACCUAUGGACCCUAACCCCAUGGACCCAUGGACCCUACCCCCAUGGACCCAUGGACCCUAACCCCAUGGACCUAUGGACCCUACCACCAUGGACCCUAACCCUAUGGACCCUACCCCCAUGGACCCAUGGACCCUAACCCCAUGGACCCUAACCCCAUGGACCCUAACCCCCAUGGACCUAUGGACCCUAACCCCAUGGACCCUAACCCCAUGGACCCUAACCCCAUGGACCCUACCCCCAUGGACCCUAACCCUAUGGACCCUACCCCCAUGAACCCUAACCCCAUGGACCCUACGCCCAUGGACCCUAACCCCAUGGACCCUAACCCCAUGAACCCUACCCCCAUGGACCCUACCCCCAUGGACCCUACCCCCAUGGACCCAUGGACCCUACCCCCAUGGACCCAUGGACCCUAACCCCAUGGACCCUACCCCCAUGGACCCAUGGACCCUACCCCCAUGGACCCUAACCCCAUGGACCCAUGGACCCUACCCCCAUGGACCCUACCCCCAUGGACCCUACCCCCAUGGACCCAUGGACCCUACCCCCAUGGACCCUACCCCCAUGGACCCAUGGACCCUACCCCCAUGGACCCUACCCCCAUGGACCCUACCCCCAUGGACCCUACCCCCAUGGACCCUAACCCCAUGGACCCUAACCCUAUGGACCCUACCCCUAUGGACCCUACCCCCAUGGACCCUAACCCCAUGGACCCUACCCCCAUGGACCCUACCCCCAUGGACCCUAACCCCGUGGACCCUACCCCUGUGGACCCUAACCCCUGUGGACCCUACCCCCAUGGACCCUACCCCCAUGGACCCUAACCCCAUGGACCCUAACCCCAUGGACCCUACCCCCAUGGACCCUAACCCCAUGGACCCUAACCCCAUGGACCCUACCCCUAUGGACCCUACCCCUAUGGACCCUACCCCCAUGGACCCUACCCCCAUGGACCCUAACCCCAUGGACCCUACCCCCAUGGACCCUACCCCCAUGGACCCUAACCCCGUGGACCCUACCCCUGUGGACCCUAACCCCUGUGGACCCUAACCCCGUGGACCCUAACCCCGUGGACCCUAACCCCAUGGACCCUAACCCCAUGGACCCUAACCCCAUGGACCCUAACCCCGUGGACCCUACCCCUGUGGACCCUAACCCCUGUGGACCCUACCCCCAUGGACCCUAACCCCAUGGACCCUACCCCCAUGGACCCUACCCCCAUGGACCCUAACCCCAUGGACCCUAACCCCAUGGACCCUACCCCCAUGGACCCUAACCCUAUGGACCCUAACCCCAUGGACCCUACCCCCAUGGACCCCAUGGACCCUACCCCCAUGGACCCAUGGACCCUAACCCCAUGGACCCUAACCCCAUGGACCCUAACCCCAUGGACCCUACCCCCAUGGACCCAUGGACCCUACCCCUAUGGACCCUACCCCUAUGGACCCUAACCCUAUGGGCCCUAACCCUAUGGACCCUACCCCCAUGGACCCUAACCCCAUGGACCCUAACCCUAUGGACCCUAACCCCAUGGACCCUAACCCCCAUGGACCCUAACCCCAUGAACCCUACCCCCAUGGACCCUACCCCUAUGGACCCUACCCCCAUGGACCCUACCCCCAUGGACCCUACCCCCAUGGACCCUAACCCCAUGGACCCUAACCCCCAUGGACCCAUGGACCCUACCCCCAUGGACCCUAACCCCCAUGGACCCUAAUCCCAUGGACCCUAACCCCAUGGACCCUAACCCCAUGGACCUUAACCCCAUGGACCCUACCCCCAUGGACCCUACCCCCAUGGACCCUACCCCCAUGGACCCUACCCCCAUGGACCCUAACCCCAUGGACCCUACCCCCAUGGACCCUACCCCCAUGGACCCUAACCCCAUGGACCCUAACCCCAUGGACCCUACCCCCAUGGACCCUACCCCCAUGGACCGUACCCCCAUGGACCGUACCCCCAUGGACCCUACCCCCAUGGACCCUACCCCCAUGGACCCUAACCCCAUGGACCCUACCCCCAUGGACCCUACCCCCAUGGACCCUACCCCCAUGGACCCUACCCCCAUGGACCCUACCCCCAUGGACCCUAACCCCAUGGACCCUACCCCCAUGGACCCUAACCCCAUCCGCCCAUGGACCCUAACCCCCAUGGACCCUAACCCCCAUGGACCCUAACCCCCAUGGACCCUAACCCCCAUGGACCCUAACCCCCAUGGACCCUAACCCCAUGGACCCAACCCCCAUGGACCCUAACCCCAUGGACCUAUGGACCCUAACCCCAUGGACCCUACCCCCAUGGACCCUAACCCCAUGGACCCAUGGACCCUACCCCCAUGGACCCUACCCCUAUGGACCCUACCCCUAUGGACCUAUGGACCCUAACCCCCAUGGACCCUAACCCCAUGGACCUAUGGACCCUACCCCCAUGGACCCUACCCCCAUGGACCCUACCCCCAUGGACCCUAACCCCAUGGACCCUAACCCCAUGGACCCUAACCCCAUGGACCCUACCCCCAUGGACCCUAACCCCAUGGACCCUACCCCCAUGGACCCUACCCCCAUGGACCCUAACCCCAUGGACCCAUGGACCUAUGGACCCUACCCCUAUGGACCCUACCCCCAUGGACCCUACCCCCAUGGACCCUACCCCCAUGGACCCUAACCCCAUGGACCCUACCCCCAUGGACCCUACCCCCAUGGACCCUACCCCCAUGGACCCUACCCCCAUGGACCCUACACCCAUGGACCCUAACCCUAUGGACCCUACCCCCAUGGACCCUAACCCCAUGGACCCUACCACCAUGGACCCAUGGACCCUACCCCCAUGGACCCAUGGACCCUACCCCCAUGGACCCAUGGACCCUACCCCCAUGGACCCUACCCCCAUGGACCCUACCCCCAUGGACCCUACCCCCAUGGACCCUACCCCCAUGGACCCUAACCCCAUGGACCCUAACCCCAUGGACCCUACCCCCAUGGACCCUACCCCCAUGGACCCAUGGACCCUACCCCCAUGGACCCUACCCCCAUGGACCCUACCCCCAUGGACCCUACCCCCAUGGACCCAUGGACCCUGGACCCAUGGACCCUAACCCUAUGGACCCAUGGACCCUAACCCCAUGGACCCUACCCCCAUGGACCCUACCCCCAUGGACCCAUGGACCCUACCCCCAUGGACCCUACCCCCAUGGACCCUAACCCUAUGGACCCAUGGACCCUACCCCCAUGGACCCUAACCCUAUGGACCCAUGGACCCUACCCCCAUGGACCCUACCCCCAUGGACCCUACCCCCAUGGACCCAUGGACCCUACCCCCAUGGACCCUACCCCCAUGGACCCUACCCCCAUGGACCCAUGGACCCUAACCCCAUGGACCCUAACCCCAUGGACCCUACCCCCAUGGACCCUACCCCCAUGGACCCUACCCCCAUGGACCCAUGGACCCUACCCCCAUGGACCCUACCCCCAUGGACCCUAACCCCAUGGACCCUACCCCCAUGGACCCUACCCCCAUGGACCCUAACCCCAUGGACCCUACCCCCAUGGACCCUACCCCCAUGGACCCUACCCCCAUGGACCCAUGGACCCUACCCCCAUGGACCCUACCCCCAUGGACCCUACCCCCAUGGACCCUACCCCCAUGGACCCAUGGACCCUGGACCCAUGGACCCUAACCCUAUGGACCCAUGGACCCUAACCCCAUGGACCCUACCCCCAUGGACCCUACCCCCAUGGACCCAUGGACCCUACCCCCAUGGACCCUACCCCCAUGGACCCUAACCCUAUGGACCCAUGGACCCUACCCCCAUGGACCCUAACCCUAUGGACCCAUGGACCCUACCCCCAUGGACCCUACCCCCAUGGACCCUACCCCCAUGGACCCAUGGACCCUACCCCCAUGGACCCAUGGACCCUAACCCCAUGGACCCUACCCCCAUGGACCCUACCCCCAUGGACCCUACCCCCAUGGACCCUACCCCCAUGGACCCAUGGACCCUACCCCCAUGGACCCUACCCCCAUGGACCCUACCCCCAUGGACCCUACCCCCAUGGACCCUACCCCCAUGGACCCUAACCCCAUGGACCCUACCCCCAUGGACCCUACCCCCAUGGACCCUAACCCCAUGGACCUAUGGACCCUACCCCUAUGGACCCUACCCCCAUGGACCCUACCCCCAUGGACCCUACCCCCAUGGACCCUAACCCCAUGGACCCUAACCCCAUGGACCCUACCCCCAUGGACCCUAACCCCAUGGACCCUACCCCCAUGGACCCUACCCCCAUGGACCCUACCCCCAUGGACCCAUGGACCCUAACCCUAUGGACCCUACCCCCAUGGACCCUACCCCCAUGGACCCUACCCCCAUGGACCCUACCCCCAUGGACCCUAACCCCAUGGACCCUAACCCCAUGGACCCUACCCCCAUGGACCCUACCCCCAUGGACCCAUGGACCCUAACCCCAUGGACCCUACCCCCAUGGACCCUACCCCCAUGGACCCUACCCCCAUGGACCCAUGGACCCUGGACCCAUGGACCCUAACCCUAUGGACCCAUGGACCCUGGACCCAUGGACCCUAACCCUAUGGACCCAUGGACCCUACCCCCAUGGACCCUAACCCCAUGGACCCUAACCCCAUGGACCCUACCCCCAUGGACCCUACCCCCAUGGACCCUAACCCUAUGGACCCAUGGACCCUACCCCCAUGGACCCUAACCCUAUGGACCCAUGGACCCUACCCCCAUGGACCCUAACCCUAUGGACCCAUGGACCCUACCCCCAUGGACCCUACCCCCAUGGACCCUACCCCCAUGGACCCAUGGACCCUACCCCCAUGGACCCUACCCCCAUGGACCCUACCCCCAUGGACCCAUGGACCCUAACCCCAUGGACCCUACCUCCAUGGACCCUACCCCCAUGGACCCUACCCCCAUGGACCCUACCCCCAUGGACCCAUGGACCCUACCCCCAUGGACCCUAACCCCCAUGGACCCUAACCCCCAUGGACCCUAACCCCCAUGGACCCAUGGACCCUAACCCCAUGGACCCUAACCCCAUGGACCCUAACCCCAUGGACCCUACCCCCAUGGACCCUACCCCCAUGGACCCUACCCCCAUGGACCCUACCCCCAUGGACCCUACCCCCAUGGACCCUACCCCCAUGGACCCUACCCCCAUGGACCCAUGGACCCUACCCCCAUGGACCCUACCCCCAUGGACCCUACCCCCCAUGGACCCUAACCCCCAUGGACCCUAACCCCCAUGGACCCUAACCCCCAUGGACCCUAACCCCCAUGGACCCAUGGACCCUACCCCCAUGGACCCUACCCCCAUGGACCCUACCCCCAUGGACCCUACCCCCAUGGACCCUACCCCCAUGGACCCUACCCCCAUGGACCCUACCCCCAUGGACCCUACCCCCAUGGACCCUACCCCCAUGGACCCUACCCCCAUGGACCCUGGUCAAUAGUAGUGGACUAUAAAUGUAAGAAGGGUGUCAUUUGGUGGUUGUGUCACUACAGUAUGUUUGUAUCUCAAAUGGCCCCCUAUUCCCUAAUAUAGUGCACUAUCUUGGACCAGGGCCCUAUUCCCUAAUAUAGUGCAGUAUCUUGGACCAGGGUAGGGCACUAUGUAGGAAAUAGGGGAACAGAUUAGAAGGUGAUUGAGGAACUUUGAUGUAAAACAAUAAACAUUUUUUAUGUAUUAA
This is a messenger RNA of Salvelinus fontinalis (brook trout), 10070 nucleotides long. Its product is annotated as mothers against decapentaplegic homolog 1-like. Gene Ontology annotation, biological process: transforming growth factor beta receptor signaling pathway; cell differentiation; BMP signaling pathway. Gene Ontology annotation, cellular component: heteromeric SMAD protein complex. The transcript has 9 exons. The record is from RefSeq and is a predicted model, not a curated record. Gene Ontology annotation, molecular function: DNA-binding transcription factor activity, RNA polymerase II-specific; I-SMAD binding; RNA polymerase II cis-regulatory region sequence-specific DNA binding. The coding region runs from base 1058 to 2482 and encodes 474 amino acids. Lineage: Eukaryota; Metazoa; Chordata; Actinopteri; Salmoniformes; Salmonidae.